Eptesicus fuscus (big brown bat) is the source of this 1743-nucleotide messenger RNA. It is a transcript of the gene OASL, whose product is annotated as 2'-5'-oligoadenylate synthetase like. Gene Ontology annotation, molecular function: double-stranded RNA binding; protein binding; nucleotidyltransferase activity. Gene Ontology annotation, biological process: defense response to virus; negative regulation of viral genome replication; regulation of ribonuclease activity. NCBI's taxonomy places the organism in Eukaryota, Metazoa, Chordata, Mammalia, Chiroptera, Vespertilionidae. The transcript is spliced from 6 exons. Gene Ontology annotation, cellular component: membrane; cytosol; nucleoplasm. The coding region runs from base 1 to 1590 and encodes 529 amino acids. The record is from RefSeq and is a predicted model, not a curated record.
AUGGCACUGUCCACGGAGCUGUACGGCACCCCGGCCUCCAGGCUGGACUCCUUCCUGGCGCAGGGGCUGCAGCCCAGCCGGGAGUGGAAGGAGGAGGUGCUGGAGGCAGUGAAGACGGUGGAGCAGUUCCUGAGGGAAGAGCCCCUCGAGGGAGAGUGUGGGCCGGACCAGGAGGUGCGGGUGCUGAAGCUGGUGAAGGUGGGCUCCUUCGGGAACGGCACGGCGCUCCGGGGCAGCGCCGAGGUGCAGCUCGUGGCGUUUCUGAGCUGCUUCCGCAGCUUCCCGGAGGCGGCCCGGCUCCACCAGGCCGCGCUGCGGCUCCUGCGGAGGACGCUGUGGACGUGCCGGGACCUGCUGGCCCUCGGGCUCGAGGUCCUGGGGGUGUCCCCGGGCGUCCCCGAUGCUCUCGCCUUCACCAUCCAGACCAGGCGGACCGAGGAGCCGGUCACCGUCACCAUCGUGCCCGCCUACCGGGCCCUGGCGCCUUCUGCUCCCCACUCGCCGCCGCCCCCUGAGGUCUACGAGAGCCUGACGAAAGCCUGCCGGCACCCCGGACAUCUCUCGCCCUCCUUCUGCGAGCUGCAGAGAGACUUCGUGAAACAUCGGCCGACCAAGCUGAAGAGCCUCCUGCGGCUGGUGAAGCACUGGUACCUGCAGUAUGUGAGAGCCCGGUGCCCCAGGGCCGCCCUCCCCCCUCUCUACGCCCUGGAGCUACUGACCAUCUACGCCUGGGAAAUGGGUACGCAGGAGAAUGAGAGCUUCCGGUUGGACGAAGGCCUCACCACGGUGAUGGAACUCCUCCAGGAGUAUGAGUCCCUUUGUAUCUAUUGGACCAAGUACUACACGUUCCAGAACCCCAUCAUUGAGGACGUUGUCAGAAAACAGCUCCAGAGAGAGAGGCCCAUCAUCCUGGAUCCAGCGGACCCCACCUACAACGUGGCGGAAGGGUGCAGGUGGGACAUAGUGGCUCAGAGGGCCUGCCAGUGCCUGAAGCAGGACUGUUGCUAUGACAGCAAGGACAACCCAGUCCCCAGCUGGAAUGUGAAGGGGGCACGAGACAUCCAGGUGACUGUGGAGCAGUGGGGCUGCCCAGAUUGGAUCCUCACGGUGAACCCUUAUGACCCCAUAAGGAAGGUUAAAGAGAAGAUCUGGCGGAGACAGUGCUGCUCGGGCCUGCAGCAGCGGCUGUCUUUCCAGACUCCCGGCGGCGAGCGGAAGCUCCUCAGCAGCCGCAGCUCCCUGGCCAAGUUCGGGGUAUUCUCCGACACGCGCAUCUGCCUGCUGGAGACCAUCCCCCCGGAGAUCCAGGUCUUUGUGAAGAACCCGGAAGGUGGGAGCCACGCCUAUGCCGUCGACCCCAACAGCUACGUCCUGGGCCUGAAGCAGCAGAUCGAAGACAAGCAGGGGCUGCUCAGAAAGCAGCAGGAGCUGCAGUUCCUCGGCCAGGUCCUGCAGGACUGGUCGGCUUUGGGGAGCUAUGGUAUCAAGGACAGCGACACCCUCAUCCUCUCCAAGAAGAAAGACAUAAAUUUCCCAUUUCUGCCCAGCAACUUUCCUCCGGGAAACCUCUCUGGGCGUUCUGCCAUCUAAUCCAGGACUCACCCUAUCAAUCACUCCUUCAGCUCGCUGUUGAGGGUCCCAGAUCUUCACCAGCUUUGUAAAGAGUUACCCUAGCCCUCCCUGCCCGUGGAGGAAUGGGGAGGGUGUGAGAGAUUAGAUAUACUGUUAACAUAAAAACAUUCA